UUUAAGAAGAAUAAUGGAGUAUCAUCUACCUAUCUUCUUUAUUAUGGUGUGUACAAGAGUUUUCCGCGAACCUUCCCGAGCACCUGAACCAGCCCGACCGGAACCUCCCUCCCUGGGUCGGAGGAUCGGUCACAGAAUGGCUGGAAUUAUCUCUAAGUUGAAGAGUGGGGUAACGAACAACACCCCUCCACCUCUAGAGAGUAACCCGAUCAUGCAAUAUUUCGAAGUUGGCAAGGAAAGCAGUACAGCUGGUCCUGGGCUUGUAUGGCGUGUGCAUGAUGCUUAUCGCAAGAGCGAUGGAAAGGAAUGCUCCGUGUUCGUGUUCGACAAACGUAUUGUGGACAAGUUGUACAAGCCAAAACGUAAGGAGAGCAUGCUUGACCGCAUCCGCGCCUGCAUCACCCAGCUCGAGAAGAUGCGCCAUCCAAAGAUGUUACAGAUUAUUCAUUCACUCGAAGAAGGCCACAAUACUAUAGCGUUCGCGUCAGAACCUGUGCUCGCUAGCCUUCACAAUAUCCUUGCUUGGCAUGAGUCGUCGCCGAUCCCUACCAGCGCUCAGCAGCCAGUGAUGCCGCAUCCGAUCUCGCUGGGACCGCCCAGCUCACAGCAGCAGCAGCUCACCGCACCCACAGCACGCCCGCCCUUUGCCAAGGAAUAUUUCUUCUUGGAUAUCGAGCUGCGAUACGGUUUGCUGCAGAUAAUUGAAGCUCUACACUACCUACACUACACGGCUCGGCAGAUUCACCGCAACGUCUGCCCACAAGUGAUCAUCGUCACCAAGCGCGGGACUUGGAAACUAUUCGGGCUUGAAUUUAUCGAAAAUAUCAUCGGGCCUGAUCCGACGGAAAUGAUGACCGUGCCGCCGUGGUCCAUCAAAAUUGCCAAGCUCUCACAACCUAACCUGGACUACUUGGCUCCGGAAGUUCAAACCAACGGACAAUGUAACAUCCUGUCGGACAUGUUCUCGCUGGGGCUGGUAAUUUGCACUAUCUUCAACAACGGCAAGCCACUGCUACAAGCCAACAACAACCCCAUGCUGUAUAUGAAACAAAUCGAAUUCCUGGACUCGCAAGUGGCGGCAGUGCUACCGCGCGUGCCAGCAGCACUGCAGGAGGCGGUGGGCCGGCUGCUAUCCCGCGACCCCCACCCACGACCUACCACGCAGCUUCUGCCUCUCAUCAAGUACUUCAAAUGCCAAAGCGAGCCGGCAAUCCAGGCGAUGCAAUUCCUAGACGUGAUUACAAUGAAGGAUCCUAACCAGAAGACUAAUUUCUACCGUGGCACCCUCAUUGACGCUUUGCCGUACAUACCGAAGAAGCUGCGGUGGCAGCACGUGUGGCCGGCGCUUCAGCUGGAGGUGCGUACGGCAGAGGUGCUCGCCGCUGUGCUGCAGCCCAUCAUCUGGCUCACCAACGAGGCCACCCAGGAUGAAUUUGCCCACUACGUCUUGCCUACGCUGAAAAACCUGAUGAAUUCACCCAAGAGCAUCCAAGCGUCUGUCACGAUUUUGGAGAACUUACACAUUAUUCUCAAAAAAUGUCAGAAAGAGGAAGUCAACGGAGAAAUAAUGCCCUUGCUCUUCACCGCCCUAGAUAACAAUACCAAUCAAAUACAGACGGCUUCAUUGAUCGCUAUACAGAAUGUUUCUGAUUACAUUGAAGACAAAGCUUUGCACCUUAUUGUAUUGGCAAAAGUUAAAGUGUUGCUUGAAAAAAAUCAAAGCGAUGUCAAAAUAAUCAGCUUGAUACUCGGAUUUUACGAGAAAGUCCUUUUGAGGCUCGAAAGGACGCACAUCCUGGAGCAAGUGAUCCCCACGCUGCUGAGCAUGCGCCUGAGCGACCCAGACAUAAUAAACCGGGUUGUCAAACUUUACAAAGCCAUGCUCCUGGAGCGCAAAUUUGGUUUAACUACCACUGUGAUGGCAACAAAAAUGAUACCAUCUUUGGCACCGCAAACUGUCAACCCAGCUCUGAACGUUGAUCAGUUCACUAAUCUCAUGGAGAUACUUUACGACAUGCUGGAUAAUAUUGAUAAAAAUCAGCGGUACAAGCUGAAACUGGACAGUCUGUCGCUGCCAAGCCCCGAGCGGCAUCGCCCGCUCCGGCAUCAGAUGAGUACGGACAAUAUGAACGUCCCGCCAUUCAACAUUCCUAACUUACGCGUGGAGCAACGCAAGACGUCUAGUGCUGAAGACAUGGCACGUAAAAAUUCUAUGAGUGGACCUAGUGGAACCGGCAGUGUAGGUGGUUUCAAGAGCACCGGUAUCGGGCAAUGGUUCUUCGGUUCGAGCAAUUCCACAAACAAUGAUGGCAACUUCCUGCGCGUGGCCAGUGCAUUCCCGAACAGGCGCCUCUCUGAUAACACUCUGAUGACACCCAAGAUACGCAUCGCGCCUUCGUGCGCCUCGUCCCCAGGCGGCACGCCAGGAGGCACCACGGGCUUGCCCACCCGUCGUCACUCGAGCAUCGGCCCUCAAGAGCGUCGCGGAUCUGCCGUCAACUUGUCGCCACCAACCGGUGGCUCGAUGCCGAACACGUCGUCGAGCGUGCCAUUCCUGCUCUCGUCGUCGAUGCAGUCGAUCCGGUCGCGGCGCCCGUCCGCGUGCCUCAGCAACUCGCAAGGCUCUGGAUUGCUGCAGCAGCUGAGCAGCGGCAUGGUAAGGCAUCUGCCCGUGGGCUCGUCCGGUAACGUGCACGGACACCCGCCGCCCAUGUGGGGUGGAUUGCAGGGCGCCACGGCGGCCGGCUACAGUGCUCUGCAGCACACCGCCAUGGCCGUUAGGAAAUGCCCCUCGCUCAACAUUACGCUGACCCGCUGAGCGCGCCGCCGCAGCCGCGCCUGCCGCGGUCAAUAUGUUUGCC
Molecule: messenger RNA, 2861 nt
Organism: Pectinophora gossypiella (pink bollworm)
Lineage: Eukaryota; Metazoa; Arthropoda; Insecta; Lepidoptera; Gelechiidae
Gene: bma
Product: SCY1-like protein 2
Exons: 16
Coding region: 14-2818 (934 amino acids)
Biological process (GO): protein phosphorylation
Molecular function (GO): ATP binding; protein kinase activity
Source: RefSeq, a predicted model, not a curated record